CAAGCAAACCCCCACGGAUCUCACCCUCUCACAACGGUUUGUCAAAAUGGAAAACAUAGCUUAUAAUCUGUUUUGUCAUCAGACCAAACAUUUGUUUUCAACAUAAAUUCAGUAUUUUUUUAGUAAAUUACAUUUGUUCCGACUACAGACAUCAUGUUUCCGAUUAUCAAUUCUACUGCCUGUCGAAUAUGUUUCGACACAGCCGAUUCCGUUCAAUCUCUUGCCGAUAUCGUGGAAGGAAAUUCGCUGGCCGAUAUGUUACGAUAUUGUGUUAAUCUGGAGAUUGACCAAAACGAUGGAUUGCCCUAUCAAUGCUGCAUAAGGUGCAAACAGGAUCUGGUAGUGGCAUAUCAGCUAGUGACUCGAUGCCAUCAAUCCGACAGCAAGUUUCGGGAAAUGCUGGAAGUGAAAUUCAAGCGAAGAUCGCCGGUUGACAAUGAUUUGAUGCCACCGUUAACAGAGGACGACAUUAAGAUCGAACUUGAUGUUGAUGAAGAGCAAAUUUAUGCUGAACCUUUGUUUCAGGAUAUGGACCUGGAUUCCAAAUCCGAUGUGAAAAAGGAAAAAAAUGAUGGUACGGAUAAUAAAGCAGCAGAUGCUAAAAAAGAUUCUAGCGAUGAUGAGGAUCAAGAGGAAGACGAGGAGGGGGACGAAGAUGACGUUUCAAACGAUGAAGUAGCCUUCGAUGAAAAUGAGGAUGAUAAGGAAGAUUCACCCAAGAAAAAGAGUAAAAAUCCGGAACGAUGUUGUCGUUGCAGGGCGAGGUUAACUACAAUGGAGGCAAUCGUCGAACAUUCACAAACGGUUCACCUGAUCAAACGGUGCACAGAUCUAGACAAAAUAAAAGCUAAACCUUUUGAAUGCGAUCUGUGCUUUAAACGGUACAGCAAUAGGAAGGCUUUGCGCAAGCACAAGUUACUGCUUUUCGUGAAAGGUCGGUUCCAAUGCGAUGAAUGUGGUCAGACCUUCCGACUGGAACGAACUCUAUUACGACACAAAGAUAUCCACAAAAAUGUGAUUCAACCGUACAGUGGACGCAGGGAUCAACUUCCUCGAUGCUGCGCUUGCUACGAACAGUUUGACACAGAUGAGCUUCUGAAGAAACAUGCAGACGAGUCCCAUCCGCCGGAUUUGGAAUCUGCGGAUGAUCCGAACAAGCCAUUCCCAUGUGACGUAUGCCACCGACGAUACAAGAACUUGCGUAUCUUGAAGGACCAUCAGAUGAAACCAUACCGAACCACACAAUACCAAUGUGCUACUUGCGGGCGUACAUUCAAAGAAAAAUGCGCCUUGGCAGAUCAUGAACGAUCCCAUCGAGAGGAGAAAUCCUUUAUUUGCCCGGUAUGCUCGAAAUCUUUCGCCAUGAGAGAUUCGUAUCGGAAACACGUAAAGGCCCAUUCUUUAGCCGAGGAUCGGUUCAAGUGCGAAAUUUGCGGCAAGGGAUUUAAGGCAAAAGCUAAUCUUAAGUGUCACCUCAUUACGCACAAUCCUCAACAUCGGCCGAUACAGUGUACGCUCUGUCCGGCAAACUUCGCUCGGAAGAUAUGCCUGCAGGCGCACAUGAAACUGCAUACUGGCGAAAAAUCUCACAAGUGCGAUCAGUGCGGUGCCGCGUACACGUUCGCUACCGAUCUGAAGCGACAUAUUAUGGCUCACAAUGGCAUCAAGCCGCACGUGUGCACCAUCUGCGGUCGCGGAUAUCCCAGGAAGGAUUACCUCCGGAAGCACAUGGCGAAUCACGAUCAGCGGCGACUUGAGGGAAAUAGUUUAGUUUGAUCGACGCAUUUCGAUGGUGUAUUAUGAUCAGCUUAUCACACAACCUAUACGUACUGGAAAUUUGAAGUCACAAAGUUGCAAAAAGAUGUCUGUUAUAUCUAUUAUUUGUAUAUUUAAUUAAAUGGUACUUCUUAUAAAAUGGAAUAUACACUUUGUAAUAAACUUGAAUUGAGAACAAAACAAAAGCAAACAAAGCGUUUUUUUUUAUCAGAUUCUGACCCUUUUGCUUCCAAUGAAAUCGGCCAUAAAGGUG
This is a messenger RNA of Aedes albopictus (Asian tiger mosquito), 2029 nucleotides long. Its product is annotated as gastrula zinc finger protein XlCGF26.1. The transcript is spliced from 3 exons. Gene Ontology annotation, cellular component: nucleus. Lineage: Eukaryota; Metazoa; Arthropoda; Insecta; Diptera; Culicidae. Gene Ontology annotation, molecular function: RNA polymerase II transcription regulatory region sequence-specific DNA binding; zinc ion binding; DNA-binding transcription factor activity, RNA polymerase II-specific. The record is from RefSeq and is a predicted model, not a curated record. The coding region runs from base 154 to 1776 and encodes 540 amino acids. Gene Ontology annotation, biological process: regulation of transcription by RNA polymerase II.